Molecule: messenger RNA, 649 nt
Organism: Hibiscus syriacus
Lineage: Eukaryota; Viridiplantae; Streptophyta; Magnoliopsida; Malvales; Malvaceae
Exons: 4
Coding region: 1-573 (190 amino acids)
Source: RefSeq, a predicted model, not a curated record
AUGGAAACUGAUGAAGGAUUGAGGCCUGUAGAGUUCUUGAGGGGAAGGCUUCUUGCGGAGAGACAAGCUUCAAAGACUGCAAAACAAGAUGCUCAACUUAUAGGAAAUAAGCUAAUGGAGCUGGAGAAAGAACUCAAAGAAGAGACCAAACUAAGGAACAAAGCUGAGAAAAGGCUCAAAUUGUUGAGGAAGAAGCUUGAAUCCCGCAAAUCAGAACGCCAUGAAGUUUCCUGUGUUUCAUCCACAAGCAGUUCAUACACCACUAUAACUAAUACAAACGAUUUUUCACAUGAGAAGUCCAGUGUUGAAUCAAGUUCAGGCCAUGAAGUUCCAAAGGUUGAUGAUACAAGACUGGAGAUUGAUAAUGGAAGAAAUGAGAAUUACGAGGAUGAUGAUUCUGUUGAUGACUCAUUGGCAUUGGUUCCAUUCUUCCUACCUGAAACCAAGGUGACCCCUGAGAUAAAGAUAGUCAACAGAAGUAUAGGUGAAGUUCUUGAAACUCUAAGGCAUGCCAGGGAAAGAAUUCAGAGCUCAAUGGAAAGAAGGCAAAUGAUUAGAGUAGGGCCAUCUUGAAUUCAUGCGAAGUAAACAGUGAUGAUUGUGGCAUUUAGAUAAAUAAAGUACAGAGUGACAGAUAUUGCAGUGAAAC